CAUCACUUAGAAGAUUAGACAUUGACAUUUGCAUGUUAUUGUUUUUGUUGAUGAAAUUGUUCGAAAUAUCGAAAGUAUUGUAUUAGGAACAAUUAAUGAAUGAUGGAAGUUGAAGCUAAAAUAAAAGAAGACAUGAGAAACCUCGGCUGUCAAUCUGAGAAGAAAAUUACGCUAGCAUAUCAGCUAUAUAUCUAUUUGCUUGAUGAAAAACUUAUGUACGACACAGAAUAUUGUUAUAACAAAGAUGUAGACACCCUUUAUAUUGUAGCCAGACCGAAUAAAAACGAAAAAAUCAAUAUCUACGUACCUAUUCCUACAAAUUUCGAUAUAAGCGUCGAUUAUAUUAAUAAAAUGCAAGAAAACCUGUGUACAGUUGAAACUGGCCCUACAAUAAACUUAGCAUUUAUUGAAGAAGAUUUUACGACAGUUCUGUACACAUUUACCAAAGGUUUAGUUGAUCGACCGUCACUGGACAGAUCAACGCAACUUAAAUGUAAAGAGGAGAAGCGGAGAUUCAUAAACAGUGAGAUUCAUAAAAAGAAAACUGACAUUUUAAAUGAUGCUAUGAAUGGUGGAUUCGUUGAUGACGAUGAUUGUGAAAUAAUAGAAUAGAUGAACACUA
Papilio polytes (common Mormon) is the source of this 622-nucleotide messenger RNA. RefSeq lists its product as uncharacterized. Bases 100 to 612 code for a protein of 170 amino acids. The record is from RefSeq and is a predicted model, not a curated record. Gene Ontology annotation, biological process: tRNA splicing, via endonucleolytic cleavage and ligation. The transcript has a single exon. Gene Ontology annotation, molecular function: nucleic acid binding. Lineage: Eukaryota; Metazoa; Arthropoda; Insecta; Lepidoptera; Papilionidae.